AUGCUGAGGCAUCUUUUGGAUGCGACCACGACCAAGUUUCACCAGCACCACAACUUGGCCAAGAUAAUCCACAAGGCGCUGACCGAGCACGGGGAAGACGAAGUGAACAAAUGCCUCGACGACAAGUACCUCCCAGUCAUUCCCACAGAGACGCACCCAGACCACCUAGGCGAAGCAAACGAGUGGCUAGAUCGAGACAUUGAAGUUUGGGAAUGGAAAGCAGCCAAGACCAUCUUGGUUCCCAAGCCGGGCAAGCCACUCAACAUUGAGAACCUCCGGCCGAUCUGGCUUACGUCCUGUGUGGCAAAGCGUUGGAUCAUGUACUCAUGGCAGAAGUACCUGGAAGAUUCAGGGCUCUACCCAAACACUCUCAUCGGGUUCCGAAACAAGCUCGGAGCUCAGGACGCCAUGAUACAACUGAAAAAUGAAAUCCUCGAUGACACUACCAACACGAAAGACAAGCGAGCCAUCUUGGGUUUGGACCUGCAGAGCGCUUUUGACAAAAUCCGAGUGCUGGGGAUGCUGAUUGAGCGCAAACGAGUCAACGGCGAGACGGUCAACUGUCUGGCGGCCAGAAUCAUGACCGCCAUCCGCCUCAUUAAGAGGGUGUCGCACAGAACAGCAGGCAUGAAGGAAGAAAGCCUCACCCGCUCUAUAGACCCCUUGCAAAAGUACGCCCCUCGCGGCCGCCGCCGCAACUACGUGCGCAGCCGCCAUGUUGUGGGGGUGCCGCCAGCUGCCGCUCCUGUCUCGGCAUUGUUGACUAAGGAAAGCGUCGCGUCGUUCAAGGCUCUUACGUUGCAAGUCUGCGUUAUGAAUAUUUAUUUGGCAAUGGUUCACUUCUGCUGUGUUCCUGAAUGUCACCAGGAGGGAUACCGAUGCAAAAGCGGCGAAAAGGUCUCAUUUCACAAGUUCCCACGGGACAAGGUCAUGUUCAAAAAGUGGAUAAUCGCCAUAAGAAGGGAUCCAGGGCCAAACUUCGUGGUCGGCCAGUUUACGAGGGUCUGCUCCAAACAUUUCAAGCCGGAUGACUAUAUCCCAAACGUGGCCAGUGGGCGACGCUUUCUGAAAGACAAUGCUGUGCCGACGCAGUUUGUGUUUGCCAAGCCUGUGAAACAGCGUCGACCACCUAAGGAGCGAGCACUGCGCUGCAGCAAGAGUCUCACAAGCCAUCUUUUACAAGCAGCAAGCCCCGACACUGAUCUGAGCCAGCGUGAAAGUACGAGUGACCGAGAUAUGACCUGGGAACCUUCACAGCAAUCCGAAGAUGCAGGCCAACGAGCCAAGGGUCAUGCGACGCAAAACACUGCUGCAGAUUUGGUUUGUCAGUCGUGCACUGCCACUUUUCAAAAAAUUCAGCUGGAGCUAAAGGCAAGGUGCGAAGAAGUUGCACAGCUGUCUGCUCAUGUUCAGAGCCUUAAAAGGGCUUUAGGUGAAGCAAGGAAGCUCAGAGAGGACAUCGUCACAGUAAACGACAACAACAUUGAGCUGAUUGCAGAGAACAAAAAGCUAACUGAGCAGCUUGAACAUGUCAAAAAGCAGCUGCAAGAAAUGCAACGAGCAGCUGAAGACAAAGAAAGUCGAGCAAAAAAAGAAAGAAAGCCAUUUUCACUUGCGAGGUUCCGUGAUGACGACAACAGCAUGCAGUUUUACACUGGAUUAUCUAGCUACAAGCACUUUCAAUGCUUCCUUUUAUACCUGAAGCCGGGUGAAAAUUCCUGUAAUGUAUACUUGGAAAAUGAAAGCACACCUGGGGACGUUAAGGGACGCCCACGGAAGCUUGAACCUGCGGAAGAACUUUUUCUCACACUGAUGAAAUUGAAAACUGGAUUUUUCCACCUGCAUCUCGGGCAUAUUUUCCGUGUUUCUGCAAGUACAGUGUCAAGAGUGUUUUCUGGUUGGAUCAAUUUUAUGUACAUCCAGCUGGGAAAACUUACUCUGUGGGUGCCACGCAGUAAGAUUGACAGGCACAUGCCUCCUGCAUUUCGGGAGCUGUACCCAAGCACAAGGGUGAUCAUCGAUGCCACAGAGGUAAAGUGUGAAGUACCUAGCUCCCUCGUUUUGCAGUCAGGUACGUACUCAACUUAG
Molecule: messenger RNA, 2088 nt
Organism: Dermacentor albipictus
Lineage: Eukaryota; Metazoa; Arthropoda; Arachnida; Ixodida; Ixodidae
Source: RefSeq, a predicted model, not a curated record